AUGCCUACAGCUCGCCCUCCCAAUUACUAUGCGAUCCUAGGGGUUUCUCCAACUGCCUCGACAAAUCAAAUCCGCGAUGCCUACAAACGCUCCGCCCUCAAGACGCACCCAGACCGCGUAGCAGCCGACGCACCCGACCGCGCCGAGCGCACCCGCAAGUUCCAGCUAGUCAACGACGCCUACUACACCCUCUCCGAUUCUCUCCGGCGCAGGGAAUAUGACGAGCAGCGCAAGAUCUUCGGCGUCGGCACCGACUACGUCCCACCAUCGUCAGCGUCCUCAUCCUGGGGUGGCAGUACCGCCUCAGGAGGAAGCAGUGGAAUGCCAGGCGGCUUCGACAAUACCUCCGAUCCCUUUGCCGAAGCGGACGCCGGCGCGGACGGCGCCGGCACCAGUCCCGCCGGCCAAGCCUUCUCGUGGGCAUGGAACUUCUUCACCAAGCAGAACCAGAGCAACAACAACAACAACAACGGCCGCGCGCAGCAGGACCGCGAGCAAACGCAAAAUGAGCAGUUCGCCGAUGUCUUCGAGGAGAUGCUGCGCGAGGAAGGCAUGGCCGAAGCCGACGGCACAAACAGACCGACGAACAAGUUCUGGAGCUUGUUAGGCGGAAUCAGCGGUGGCGCGCUGGGCUUCAUCGUCGCGAACGUGCCCGGUCUGUUGGCCGGCGCGGUUGCCGGGAACAGACUGGGCGCUAUCAGAGACGCAAAGGGGAAGAGCGUUUAUGCUGUAUUUCAGGAACUCCCUCAAGCCGACAAGACGAGGCUUCUUACCCAGUUGGCGGCCAAGGUGUUCAGCCAUACUGUGGGAAUCUGA
Messenger RNA from Neurospora tetraspora, 816 nucleotides. Its product is annotated as DnaJ domain-containing protein. The transcript has 4 exons. The record is from RefSeq and is a predicted model, not a curated record. The coding region runs from base 1 to 816 and encodes 271 amino acids. Lineage: Eukaryota; Fungi; Ascomycota; Sordariomycetes; Sordariales; Sordariaceae.